This is a messenger RNA of Trichophyton verrucosum HKI 0517, 999 nucleotides long. RefSeq lists its product as uncharacterized. Lineage: Eukaryota; Fungi; Ascomycota; Eurotiomycetes; Onygenales; Arthrodermataceae. Gene Ontology annotation, biological process: regulation of transcription by RNA polymerase II. The transcript has 2 exons. Gene Ontology annotation, molecular function: RNA polymerase II cis-regulatory region sequence-specific DNA binding; protein dimerization activity; DNA-binding transcription factor activity, RNA polymerase II-specific. The record is from RefSeq and is a predicted model, not a curated record. The coding region runs from base 1 to 999 and encodes 332 amino acids.
AUGCGCGGUAGAAUACUCACGAUUGACACUGCUCGAGUCGAAGUAGACCUCGGCCUGGUCACUGGCAUCAAGUGGGAUGUUGAUGAAACAUUUGUUUCGCCCACAAGAACAACCGCCUCGAAGUGUCUGGCUCAUGGUAUCAAUCAGAAAGAUUCAGGUAGAGACGUAAUUCCUAAAGACUCAAUUCAAAACGAGCGGGAGAUAAUCGCAUCGCGAGACAAAGCGCUGCUCUGCUCCUGUUCUUCAUCGUCUUCUCUUCCUCUUCUUCUUCCUGGAGGUUGUUUUUCCCUUAAAGUCCAACUUUCAUCUAAUCAUAUUUUCACAUGCGGAGAUAUUCCCGUUAUCGGGCUUCUCCUCCGCGCUCCGCAGCUCCUUUUUUCAACUUCCAAUCAAUGUCAUCUGAACAGCAAAGAAAUAGCAAGAUCAAGGUCGCAUGAAGGACGAGACGAGUGCCCAAGAGAGACGGCCAACCAAGCAGAAGCCAUAAAAGGGCCGUUUGCGCUUUGUGUUCCGUGUUAUUUGUUUGUUGCUCGCCAACGGGUUACCAGCCUACCUCCUCCUACCCCCUCCUACCCCCUCCUAUCCAUCGUCAUGGCUCCUGCAACUUCGCCAACAGGAGCUGCCGCCGCUCGAAAGCCUAGCUCAACCCCCGGCGAAGAUACCGAGCAGCAGACGAAGAGAACGUCCAACUCGCCCUCCGAUGCCCGGCCUGCUACGUCCGAGAGAGAGAAACCUCGUCUUUCUGAGCAGGAGAAGAAGAACAACCAUAUUGCCUCUGAGCAAAAGCGCCGGGCAGCCAUACGUGAAGGGUUCGACCGAUUAACCGAACUUGUGCCGGGUCUGACUGGUCAGGGCCGUAGCGAGGGCAUGGUUUUGCGCAAAACUGUUGAUUUCAUGCAACUCAAGGUCCAGGAGCGAAAGGAUUUGAUUGAAGAGAUCGAGCAGCGGGGAGGAAAAGUCGAUGACAGGCUGCGCAAUGUUACGGAAGCCAUUAGAUGA